Messenger RNA from Drosophila hydei, 4200 nucleotides. RefSeq names its product fibroblast growth factor receptor homolog 1. Gene Ontology annotation, molecular function: ATP binding; fibroblast growth factor receptor activity. The coding region runs from base 1056 to 3260 and encodes 734 amino acids. Gene Ontology annotation, cellular component: membrane; signaling receptor complex. NCBI's taxonomy places the organism in Eukaryota, Metazoa, Arthropoda, Insecta, Diptera, Drosophilidae. The transcript has 2 exons. The record is from RefSeq and is a predicted model, not a curated record. Gene Ontology annotation, biological process: fibroblast growth factor receptor signaling pathway; protein phosphorylation; positive regulation of kinase activity.
UACUGUUAGCGCAAUGUGCAACAAUUAUAAUGAAUACUAAGUAAUAUACUAUACAAACUGCGUAUACUUAUAUUUAAUAGAAUUUUUCUAUCUGUCGCGCCGAUAUGCAGUGUUUGGUGUUCGUUGUUGUUAUUUGCAGAGUCAAGUGUGCCUGCAGUUCUAUUAUUUUUAAAUUCUAAAAUGCUAGAGAAAAUAUUUCUGGAAUUUUAAGUGGAACGCUAAAAGCGCAGAAUAAAUAUCAUUUAAAUAUCAAAGCAGAAAGUUAUUUGUGUUGCACAAGCCCCCAUUUACAUAGGAUCAGGAGGCGCGUCUAUAUACUCUGUAUACAUAUAUAAAUACAUUGGAUUCAAAUUGGCAGCGGAUUCUCACCAAGAGAUAAGCCAAGGUGCUGCAGCUAUUCCAUUCUGGCAUUACUAUGUGAUCUAUGAGAUGGGACACGCCCACAAACUGGAUCAGAGUGAGAUGUCUCAGCGGAAGGCAUGGCUGCCAUAAAUCCAUCAACGCACUGAAUAAAUCAAACAGAGCACAAGCGACAAUAAUUAAGAGACCCAUGAGUACAUACACAUUUCUAUUUUGGGGAAGUGUAUUUCCGUUACAUUGCAAGGUGAUCAUCGACAAUCAGCAUCCGAUUCCGAUUCGGAUUCCGACUCCAAAUUCUGAUCGCAAAGCACUUCAAAGUCACCGCGUUUAAGCGCACACAUGUUGCUGGCGAUCAAGUUGAGCCAGCGGCAACUGUUGUUAUUUCCAUCAUAAAUUAGAAAAAUCUAGAAGAGAUCACUGAUCUGUGCGAGGGUGGAAAGAGAGACAGACCGAAAGAGCGAGAGACAGACAGAGAGAGAGAGAGUGAAAGUGAGUGAGCGUAAGAGCCAACCAUCUCUCAGCUAAAGUGGAUUUCCGGUGAAUACAACAAAAAUACAACGGCAUAUUCGACACACAAAGUUAUUGCAUUAAAGUCAACUCAACCCCAUUUGCUGUCAAGGAGUCGCAGUGCCAAGUUAGGGAGUUACGACUACAAGAAGUAUAUAUAUUUAUAUAUAUAGAGCAAAGAAAUAUAAAUGUUUGGCAGUAUCUGGCGACGCGUUGCCAGUAACAGAAGCAGCCAAAGAAUGUCCACAAGUUUUCUCUGCCUGCUGCUCUUGUGCAUCUCGAUUGCAGCAGCGCGGCGAGCGCCUGUGGCCAGCUCGCAGGAGCUAAGCAAGGACUAUGAUAUGCCACACAGCGCCAACAACAACAACAACAACAACACAUCAACUACACAGAACAAUAUCAAUGCCGAGGAGGAUGAGGAUGCGGAUGAAGAUGAGAAGACUGGCACGACUGGCUCUAGCCCCGGCUCAGCUGCUGGUCAGGAUGUCAAGCAACAAUUUGCGCCUCGCUUUAAGAAUCCCAAGAAACUAAGCACGCUUUACACGCGACCCUCGGGCUCAACGCUUGCGCUGAGCUGCCAGGCGGUGGGCAAUCCGGAACCUAAUAUCACUUGGUAUAGGAACGGUAGCAACGACUUAACGCGCAUCUACGGCAACUAUCGCAAAACUAAGUGGCAAAUUAUCAUGGAGGAUCUGGUGCCCGAAGACUCGGAUCAGUAUACGUGCGUGGUAUGCAACCCGUUGGGCUGUCUCACCCAUGUGAUGAAUGUGAUGGUCACCGAUCGGGUGAACCAUAAACCCAUUUUGCUUAAAGGACCCGCAAAUCUGACGCUGCUGAUCAAUCACAGCGGUCACAUGGAAUGCAAAUAUUUGUCGGACUUAACUAGCAGGAAGGCUUGGGUCUUUAUGCCUUGCAAGAGCGUUAAUGAUUGCUCCAAGAACAGAACGAUUCUAGCCGAAGAUGUGGACCGCUUGGAGUUUCUGAAUGUGACCCAGGACAAGGAAGGCUGGUACACGUGCAUCGAGAGCAACAGCUUGGGCCAAUCCACAAGCCGAGCCUAUUUGCGCGUAGUGCGCAGCUUGCAGCUACUCGAGGCGAAUCUUGGCAGUGUGUUGCCCGAAAAUUCCAUGUUGGCUGUCUUUAUCUCGGUGACCGUCAUGCUGAUCAUGAUUUGCAUCAUCUUCGUGGCUUAUGCCGUUCGUAAGAUGAAGCACGAGAAGCUGCUUAAGCAGCGCAUCGAAACAGUGCACCAGUGGACCAAGAAGGUUAUCAUAUAUAAGCCCGCUAGCGGAGGCGAUUCGAGUGGCUCCAUGGACACCAUGAUAAUGCCAGUGGUGCGAAUUGAAAAGCAACGCACGACCGUGCUUCAAAGUGGCAACGAGCCGGCGCCCUUCAACGAAUACGAAUUUCCACUAGACUCCAAUUGGGAGUUGCCGCGCAGCCAACUGAUGCUGGGCGCUACGCUUGGCGAAGGCGCCUUUGGACGCGUUGUAAUGGCCGAAGUAAACAAUGCCAUAGUGGCUGUAAAGAUGGUCAAGGAGGGUCACACGGACGACGACAUUGCCAGCCUGGUGCGCGAAAUGGAGGUCAUGAAGAUCAUUGGCCGGCACAUCAAUAUAAUAAAUCUGCUUGGCUGCUGCAGCCAGAGCGGGCCGCUCUAUGUGAUCGUAGAAUAUGCACCGCAUGGCAAUUUAAAGGACUUUCUGUACAAGAACCGACCUCUGAGCAAGGAGCAACUGGACAGCUCGCAGUCUGCUCCGCCGGCGCCACAGCAUGUAAUCACCGAAAAGGAUUUGGUCAAGUUUGCCCACCAGAUAGCACGUGGCAUGGAUUACCUGGCGUCGCGUCGUUGCAUUCAUCGCGAUCUGGCGGCUCGCAAUGUGCUAGUCAGCGACGACUAUGUGCUGAAGAUUGCGGACUUUGGACUGGCGCGGGACAUACAGAGCACGGAUUACUAUCGGAAGAAUACCAAUGGUCGCUUGCCCAUUAAGUGGAUGGCGCCCGAAUCGCUGCAGGAGAAGUUCUACGACUCACAGAGCGACGUCUGGUCAUAUGGUAUUCUACUUUGGGAGAUUAUGACAUUUGGAGCUCAGCCUUAUCCGGCCAUCAUGUCCGCCGAAGAGCUCUACAGCUAUCUGAUGUCGGGGCAGCGCAUGGAGAAGCCGGCGAAGUGCUCAAUGAACAUUUAUAUUCUGAUGCGACAGUGCUGGCAUUUCGAUGCCAGUGCCCGGCCGCCCUUCACAGAGAUAGUCGAGUACAUGGACAAGCUGCUACAAGCCAAGGAAGACUAUCUCGAUUUGGACGUGGCCAACUUGGAGACGCCGCCCUCGACGAGUGAUGAGGAGGACGAAGAGGAUGCAUCCGAUAUGGAGCACUCGCGCUAUCACUACUAGCUGCUUGAUAACGACUACCGAUCGAACUAUCGACCAAGUGAUUUAAAUAACUGUACAUACUGAGCUCUCGGGCUGCCUAAUCAUAAGUCUGUAAAUCGCUAGAAUUUCACUCCACCAAAGGCGAAAACCAAAAAACUAUUUAAUCCGUGCUAGCUUAAGUAUAAAUGUAUUUUUCCUAUGUAUACUGAUGUAAAUUAUUAAUGUGUAAAUUUUCAUCUUCGAGUUAUCUAACACUUACCUGACUUAAAUCAGAGCAUUUGCAAAAGAUUGUCAGCUCAGAAUCGAGCUAAAGUAGAAGCUGCACAAAUCGAAAGUUCAAUACUGAUCAGAAUACUUUAACAAGAAAAGGUUGCUACAAAGGUUUAACUGUCGAAAGCAAAAUGCGCCAAAUAAUUAUAUGUAAAGUACCUAAAGUAUAUUGAUAAAUUUCGCAGAUAAGAUUCUUAUACUUGUGGUUAAUCUGUAAUAUUUGACUGUUCCAUUGUAAAGUGGUAAAUCUGAAAUGUACAAUUAUUCAACUCAAUUUAGUACAGUUUAAAGGAGAGCAAAAAAUAAUUUGCGAAUUACAAAUACUGUUAAGCCGUUAAGCGUUCUAACUUGCGAGCGUUCACUGUACGAAUGCAAAGGCAAAAUGAAAUUAUUAUUGCAUUUAAUGUGGAAACAAAUAAUUUAGUUUAUGGGCGAUAUUAAUUCCUAAAACACAUUUCUUAAACAAAAAUAUUUGUUUCUAAUGGAAACGGAACUCAAUGAAGAUGAACUUUUAUAUAUAUGCACAAUUUACAGUGUUAUGCGUAGUACGCAAUACAAAUAUGUAAGAACAAUAUAUGUUUAAAAUAGAGAAUAACCCCAGAUAUCGAAUAGCUUAUAUAUACACACAGAUAUUUAAUAGUAGUAAGCAUAAGUUAGCUUGUAGCUUAUGGUUGUAUUUGAUUAUGUUGUA